CUGUGCUGCGAGUUCCUCCGUUCCAGACUGUGCUUUGAGAACUGCAUUGGCAUCUGCAGAUUCACCGACUAUUACUACUGCCCCGACCUGCGCGCAGCCGCCUGCGCGUACAUCCUGCAUCACUUCGAGGAGGUGUCCCAGGUGUCCGAGGAGUUCCUAGCCCUCUCUGCUGAGGAGCUGGCACAUAUCAUCGAGAAGGACGAGCUCAACGUGAGGUGAGAAGAAGCCAUGCUCGAGGCUGUGCUGAGGUGGAUCGCUCACGACCCGCAGAACAGGAGGCAGUACAUCGCCUGCUUGCUGGACAAGGUUCGACUGGCACUCCUACCGUCUGACUACUUCAUGAACAACGUCAAAGCUCACGAGUACGUGAAGGACAAUGCUGGGUGCAAAGAUCUCAUCAGUGCCCUGUCAGAAGUCUACGACCUGAACUCGGAUGGCCAGAGCUCCUCGGCCAACACCAACCCACUCUCCUGGCCGCGCCUGCCCUACGCCAUCCUCUUUGCCAUCGGGGGCUGGAGCGGGGGCAGCGCCACCAGCGCCAUCGAGACCUACGACGGCCGCACCGACAAGUGGCUGAACACCCCCUGGGAGCAAGAGAGCCCUGUUGCCUUCCACGGCUCAGUGUAUUUGAAAGGCUACAUCUACGUCAUCGUCGGAUUUGAUGGCACAGAUUAUUUAGACAUCAUUAAGCGGUUUGACCCACUCCAGAAGACGUGGCAGCAGGUGGCACCCAUGCAGUUGCGGCGCUGCUACAUCAGCGUCACCGUCGUGGACAACUUCAUCUACGCCAUGGGAGGGUUUGACGGGUCCAUAGAGCUCAACACAGCAGAGCGCUACGACCCAGACACCAACCAGGGAUGGAGUGACAGUCACUGGACUCCAGGGGUUGCCUCCCCAUCAGGGGCUUCAUUCGGGGGGGAAGCAGCAGCUGAAGCUCUUCCUGCAGUCGGGGCACUCGACGGCUUCUCUUACUGGUGA
Pseudopipra pipra is the source of this 978-nucleotide messenger RNA. Its product is annotated as kelch-like protein 10. Lineage: Eukaryota; Metazoa; Chordata; Aves; Passeriformes; Pipridae. The record is from RefSeq and is a predicted model, not a curated record. Bases 229 to 978 code for a protein of 249 amino acids. Gene Ontology annotation, molecular function: protein binding. The transcript is spliced from 2 exons.